AUGUCCCAAUCACUCAGGCCCUACUUGCAAUGCGUCCGCUCUUCCCUCACCUCGGCCCUCUGUCUCUCCAACUUCGCAUCCCAGACCUCCGAACGGCAUAAUGUCCCCGAAAUCGAAGCGCAGACCUCCCCAGAAGUGCUGCUAAAUCCUCUUACUGUCGCGCGAAACGAGAACGAGCGAGUCUUUAUUGAGCCUAGCAUCAACAGUGUCCGCAUCAGCAUCAAGAUCAAGCAGGCAGACGAAAUAGAGCACAUUUUGGUGCACAAGUUCACCCGAUUCUUGACGCAGAGAGCAGAGGCUUUCUUUAUUUUACGGCGGAAGCCGGUGAAGGGAUAUGAUAUUUCCUUCUUGAUUACGAACUUCCAUACCGAGGAAAUGUUGAAGCACAAGCUCGUAGACUUUAUUAUACAGUUUAUGGAGGAAGUGGACAAGGAAAUUUCGGAAAUGAAGCUUUUCCUCAACGCACGCGCAAGAUUUGUGGCAGAGUCUUUCUUGACACCUUUCGAUUAA
Messenger RNA from Venustampulla echinocandica, 510 nucleotides. Its product is annotated as Arp2 complex subunit. The coding region runs from base 1 to 510 and encodes 169 amino acids. Gene Ontology annotation, cellular component: Arp2/3 protein complex; actin cytoskeleton. The transcript has 5 exons. Gene Ontology annotation, biological process: actin filament polymerization; Arp2/3 complex-mediated actin nucleation. The record is from RefSeq and is a predicted model, not a curated record. Gene Ontology annotation, molecular function: actin filament binding. Lineage: Eukaryota; Fungi; Ascomycota; Leotiomycetes; Helotiales; Pleuroascaceae.